AUUCACUUGCCAAUUUUGCGAAAAAUCGCGUAAUAGUUAGUGAUUUAAUGGUAGUAACGAAAAACUGAACAAAAUUAUUAGUGAAUUUUUAUCUAAAUUUUGGUGUAAGUUGCAAAGAUCCAUGUUUUCCUUUGAUUUUGCACUAAUCGUUGUCGUAACACCUUUCUCCUCGUUGUGGAAAAACAUCAAUUAAAUGUUUAAUUUCAUUGAAUACAAAAUUUGUUUACAUUUCCAUGUUGAUGUGUUUGAGUGUUAAUAAUUUGUAUACAGAGGAUGAUUAGAAGUGUUUGAUAAAUGUUCAGUAGUUUCUCAAAGUGUUAGAUGUUAUAUUUGUUGCUGAGUCAGCUAUAUUUAGAAUCGUAUUUGAAAGUGGAGGACGUUACUGAAGACAGCUACAGCUACGGAGCGCACAUACUCUGAAGACAUUAAAUCGAUUAAAAGACUCUUACGUGUUGUUGACUUCUAUUUAAUUGAAUCGAACCGAAAUAUUAAAACCAAUGUACAUCACGGCCGCAGGUUUACUAAAUAUGCGCUCUGUUCAAAAUAUGAGAUGUAAGUAAGCAUCUUUCUCAAGUAGAUAUCGUAACUAAAUGAAGAUCGCGCGCGAGUGUAUAUAUACUUAUACAUAUAAUACCAUAUAUUAUAUCUAUAAAGAUGUUAUUGAUCUCCAGGAUGUUGGCGUCUAGCCACGUGUUUGUGUCCUUAUGUUAUUGUAGAAUCUUUCAGUUAUCCUUUACUUUCUACCACUAUUGAUCUGUAAUGGAAUAACGAAGCUGCCCCCAAUGUUGAAGAUUCCCGCACGUUUUAAACAAUGUGACCUCAGUGUAUCCCUUGCCUUUGAUUAUUGUGACUGCAUUGUCAACAUGGGUACAAGGGCUGCUGCAUUUACAGCCAAAAUUCGCAGCCUUUAUGACUACCAACUGCGGCUUAUGCAAGGAGUCAUGCCCGCUCCAUCUGGGGUUGACAUAGCAAACACAAUCAAAUACUUCUCUCAAACACUUCUAACUGUUCUAAAAGAUGUACCAAACUCUCCUUUUGACCUCCUUAAAGAUCCAGAUAUGGAUGCAGUUAGAAUGACACUUUUUCCGAGCUUAGAUUACAAAGGCCUUUACAAUUCGUUAAUUCCUUUACUAGAAGUCGCACCACUCAUCAAUUACGGAAUACUACCGUUCGGUCAAUCGAUGCUCCAAAUUCUUGGAUGUUUAUUACCGUUUUUGGAACAUGAUUUAAUCGAUAAUUUGCCUUAUUUAACUGCAUCCUCCAUAUCCGUUCUUCCAAAUAAUCUACAUCAGGAAAUUAUUAAUACUUUGUGUUUUUACAUUCUACCUUUCACUAUAUCUAGGCACAAUGAUCGUGAUAGUGACAUAUGCCAAUCAGUUUCUGCUGUUAUAAUGAUGGUAUUUCAAUAUUCAACGAAUCCUGCACUUCACUGCCAGCUCUUGGAAUGCUUAAUGACGCUAAAGCAAAAUAUUUUACGAGAUAUUCUAAGUGUUAUAGCAUAUGGAACAUCAACUGCUCGUUCUUCCGCUGCAAAAUUAUUGUUUUAUUACUGGCCAACAUUUAAUGCUAAUUUAUUUGAUCGAAAAAAUCUUAUCUGUAAAUUUGCAGAUCCAACACCUUUUGUUUGCCAAAGGGAUAUGUGCCCAAACUCAGGUAAUGCAGAAGCCGCAAAAGUUUGUUACGAUCAUUGUAUCUCCAUAACAUAUGCUAGUGAUACCCCUCCUCCUCUAUAUUUAUGUAUUGAAUGUGCAAAUGAAAUCCAUCGGGAACACCCUAACCAAAUGUUUUUUGAUAUUCUCCAUCCCAUGCAGCAAGUUUCUAUGGUUUGUGAAAAUAAGAAUUGUCGCUCAACUGAUAAAUCAGCAAUAUCUAUAUGUUUUUCUACUGAAUGUGCAAGCUACAAUGGUAAUCAUCCUAUCAGAUACUGCGAACAAUGUCACAACAACAGACAUAAUAAUCGAAGGGGAGGAGAUCACAUCUUCCAUAAAAGUAUACCACCUACUUGGAAUAUGGAACCUGAAAUGCAGACUUAUAUGGUGGAAGCCAUUGUUAGUUUACUCAAAGAAGCCAAAAUACCUCAAUUAGAAUCAAAAGAGGAGAAACGUGAAGGUGAUAAGGAAGGAAGAGAAAGUAGAGAGGGAAAAGAAGGUAAAAGUCCAGUUCCUGCUAUAGACAACAUAACAAUUGAAGAACGGCAACUAUUGGGACGAUAUGGUGUAUGGCUAUUGGUGGGUAGAUGUACUCCAACUGAAAAUACAUCAGUCGAAGUACUCGGGCGCCUGCUGGCUAUGAUUUUUCAUUGGUUUCACAUGACAGCUCUUUCAUAUGACGGUCAAGAAGAAAGUACCUUAGAGAAAUUAAAGACUGAAAUCGUAUGUAACUGGUUACGAAACAUUAGUCGAAGUCAUUACAAGCUUUUUAUUUCCUGCCUUUUGCCUCAUCCACCUGAGUAUGCUCGUAUAGGAGGCCAUUGGGACACAUUGUCAUCACGCACAACUCAUUUAAAAGAUGGUUUAAACCGUCUCUUUUGUCUGGUACCGUACGAAGUAAUUACUCAAGAAAUAUGGAAUUAUGUCAUGCCUCAUUGGAUGGAAGCUAUAGUAAACGAUGUACCUGAAAAAGAACUAUUUGAAUUACGCAUCAUAUUAAGUAAAAUCCUAGAUACAGACAUGAGUCCACUAGGAUUUAACGCUAAGAAAAUGUUUCAAUUCGUAUCAUUUAGGUUUCAAAAAACUAGUGCCAAAGUACAACAACAGGCAUUACAGUGGCUGCAGACUUUAACUUUAUUGGAAAUAAUAAUUCCUUUGAACUUAUUGUUCACUAUAUUUGGAGAGGGCGUCUCUUUUAUGAAAGAAGGUAUAGUAGAAAGCGAUGGUGAUCCAACAACGCCACAUGAACUAGAAAUACCAGGAAGACCAGAAAAAGAACAGAAAAGAGGCUCAAUUUCAUCUCUUAUUGAAGAUGGCGAUUCAGGAAAGACAUCAUUUUCAGAUGAGGAAAACCGUCUAUCUCCUCAAGCAGAAUUUGAGACGGAUGCAGAACACAAUCUAUUCUGUUGUUUGCUAAUGUUAGAUAUACUAUUGAAGCAGAUGGAACUCCAAGACACUGACAAACACACUGGCUUGAAUUCAUCACUUUGUAAAGAUGUCUGUUGGCUGUUGAAAUGUAUGAUAACGGCAGCUUGGAUAGGGAAUCACUCAUGCUCGUUAAAGUCUGAGUGCACGUACUGUGAAUCUAGUAUCAUGUGGCAUCAACUCUCAUUACAAUUAUUGAAAUAUCUUUCACCAAUUCAUCCAGCUCAUCCGCCUGAUCCUCCUCUAGAAGAAAAUUAUGAAGACGUACAUAGCAGAAAAAGUCCGCCGGAAUGCGACAAGAAAGAAACCAAAACGGAUGCUGUAAUCACCAUGUCAAUACCAGAAGCCCAUUCAGUAGGAGGAGUUAUAGUACACAUGCCACACGUGUGUUCUAUAAUGACUGCAACCGUGGAAACGGUCUCAGAACAACUUGAUCUACCCAUAAUACCGGUUGAACGAGUACCUGCAGGUAUGGCAAGGGCUAUAACUUUGUCAGAAUCAGAUGUAGCUAUGGCUAAAGCACAAAUAGUAAAAGCUCAAGUGAUUGGUGAAAAUGAUGAACCAGUUGAAACGGAUUCAGGCGAUGACAUCGAUAACUUCUGGCAAACAUCUAUUGGCAAAUUUAAGUUUUGCGUAGAAGAACUGCCACAACCUUUACAAUAUCUCAAUCAGUUGUUACAAGAGCUGUCGAAAGUAGAUAAACCGGACAUUUUAUAUUAUAUGUUACAAUGUUUAAACGUUUUGAUUUUGCACGGAGACGCUUGUACAAUAGCCUCGAAAGAACAUCGGGGAUUUUUCAUUUGGUGCCAAGAGAAUCUUCUUAUCAAAAAUCUUUGGGAACUGUGCAACUCUGAACACUCCCACAUUUGUCAAGCUGUAGUACCUUUACUUCUUCAUUGCAUUACAUUACCUGCUGGAUCUGAUGUAUUUUGGAGAGUGAUUCAAGAAGCUUUCCAUAGCUCCAAUUGGUGUGUAAGAUUUACAGCUGUUGAGAGGGUAACGGUUAUUACAAGAUUCAUGAACUCAAGUCCUUUACGAAAUGUCCACCAACUUCAAGCUGCUCUAGCUAAUGCCUUCUGUUAUUUAAUUUCCAGUAUGGAUGACAGCAACGUAUGUGUAGCACAAAGAGCUACACUGUAUUUAGGAACCAUUCAUGACUCUGCUAUAAAGUCUUUGAUUAUGUGUUUGGAGUCUCAGUUUGAUUCUGUGAUAGUGGACAGGCCGAUGGUCUUGCAAUCGUUGUACCAGUUACAUAAUUCGCUUAGUGAAAGAAAAAUUAUAACCUGGGAUUUUUUUCUAAACCGUUUCGAUACUUUGUUCAUUGAAGCACAAAUAACAUUGGAAAAAUCGGGUGAAAUCACGUAUUUCAGAGAUUUGCGAAAUUCUGAUGCAAACAGCGAAACGUUGCAAAGAAAAAUUCAAAGGGCACAUGAUGCUCUUUCGCAAUGCGAUGGGAGUGCAACAAGCUCAAUAAAAACUUUGAGCGCUAGUUUUGGAACGAAAUGGCCUUAUAAAAGAACAAUGUCUGCACCAGCAUCAAUAAUAACUAGACAUGAAAAUAAAGAAACGAAAGAAAAAGUGUACAAUCGUCAAUAUUCGGCCCCGAUAUUAAAGAGGAAAAGCUCGCGUUUUGGACUUGGUCAGUUUCUAGGCACUAGUAACAGUAUCUCAGAUGGGCAUAUGCAUUCUUUAAAUAUGGUGGAUGAUCAAAACAUUACAACGUUUCUACAAAGGGUUAUAGAUUUAGAAGAAGCGGAUAAAGAAACCAUGCAUCUCCUUGUUUUCCUUCUAAUGCAGUUUUUAUCUAGAUCUGAUCAAGCAUAUCCAGCAGAAGAAAAAAAUCUAGUCAAAACACAAGGAAUCGUAUUGCGGCAUCUUUAUCUUUUACUAGGAUAUAGUCAAAACGACAGGGGAUUAUAUCUACCACCACAAAGGCUACGAUCCUCUCCAGCAUUUAGCGCAUUUUUGUCAAAUUUACCCCAACUGAUGGAUCAGAAUCAUAUGAUGGGACGGUUGUUACUUCCAACAUAUUUGAUUUUGUUACAGUAUGCACCUUCUCCUCAUUAUAUUCCCAACGCAAUGGAGUUUCAACAACCUACAUAUAGUUUGUGGGCACUAGAAUCACACUUUCGAAAAAAUUGGCUGAUGUCUUUGGUUGUUUUACUAUAUAAGUAUCAAUACAAUCAACAGCCUCAUUGUAUGCAGUUAACCUCUUUAAUUCAAAUAGUAUUGAACACUCUUGACUGUCAACAUCACCAUUGCAGAAGGAUACCUGCAACCAUUAUAAUGGGACAACCUCCAUCUAGAUCAAGAGAUGUCAGCCAGCCAUCUUUAGGUGCAGAAAUUGAACAUACUGAGCGUGCUACCCCUCCACCUUCACCAAUAUAUUCAUCUGAUGGACAAUCAAUUCAAGCUGUGAGUGCUUCUAGAUGUGGGAAAAUUCAAGUAGUUUAUGUGAAGCCUUCAUCGACAACAAGCAUGGAAACUCACUGGGAAGAAGCUAUCCACUGUAUUCACCCAGAAAAAAUAUCUUCCAAGAAGCACGCUGAAAUUAGUAUGGAUGACGAUACUGAGUCAGAGCUGAUUGUAAUACCAGACAGUGAUAUGUCCGAUAGUACUCUUCAGGGCAGUGUGCAAGGUUCCUUCGAUGAGGGAGUCAAUGAUAGUUUCUGCGAAAAACAUAUUAUAAAAUCUCCGAAAGAAACCUAUAUUAAUCAACUUGUUAAGUUACCCAAUAAAGGUAGACCAACGUGGACCAUAGGUAGUGAGGAAGAUUCUUCAAAAUCUUGUGACAAUAAAUUUUACCAAGAAGCUUUAAGAAGUCAUUCUGAGUUAAUAAAAAAUUGUUCUAGGUUAAAUUCUUCUUCAUCGAUUAAUGGAAUUCAACUAGCUAAAACUGUUACUAUAGACCUUCAUAAACAAGUUACCUCAACCUUUGUAGAUACCCAUCAUAUGGGAAAACCAAAACAUAAAAAAAUUAUAGAACCAAGUAUAACUCCUGUUUGUACGCCUGUGUCUGACUGUGAAGAUUGUUACAAAAACAAUCAUACCGUUCUACCAACUCCUUCUUUAGAAAGAUUGUUACCAAUAGGAUCAUCAAGAGUUUCUGAUUCUCCUCUACAUGACGAUGUAUUUUCUCCGAUAUUAGACUCUCCAUUAGAAAUCCCUAGCCAAGAAAGACUACUACCCAUUGGCCAGCAUCCAACGCCUCAGUUAAUGGAAAAACUGAAACAAGCUUUAGGUAUUAACACACAAAUCAUCAAACUUGAUGGAAAUAAAAAGUCUGAUAAGUUACCAGAAUCGCAUACCCAAGGUACUUCUUCUCAUUCUCACAGUCCUAGAAAAUUAACCAAACAAGUCGCUCUUGAAAGUCCACCCACUCAAUCAGAAUUUGAUGAAAACGGACACUUCAAAUCUAUAAAAAUUGAAAAUCAAAGAGACAUAAUGUUGAAUCAUCGACAACGUAUACGUAAAGUAGGUCCGUUUGCAAUGAAUUCGUAUUCAUUACAUGAACCUAGGAAACCUGGUACCUGGCUCAGCCCUCAAAUGUCUCCAACCUUCGAUGGAAUUGAUAUAAAACAGAGCUCUUUCAGAAUUGGUGAUGAUUGCGUAACAGAACGAUGUUCAGAAUGUGGAUUGGUGAAAGAAGAAUACAGUGAUGAAGAAAUAGGACUCUGUAUAGUUACUUUAGGAACUUUUAUACACCGGGAACCUGCACUUGCUGCGCCCAUGCUACCAGAUAUUCUUAGUAUUGUAGCAAAGGUAGCAACGAAUGUCAUGUAUCCUUGGCAAACCGAAAGCAAUAUUCAUCUACCUGGAGGAGCAAUAAGUGUAGCCCAUCAAUUUUUACGAUGUGUUCUACAUCAACUAGCGCCGAAUGGAAUUUUUACGCAAAUGUUUCAAACUAAUGCUCCUGAAAAUAUUAGAAUGCAGUUUUUUAAAAGUGUUAUACAAGCAUUAAUCGAUUUUAAUGAAUUGAAUCCAGUAGCUCCCCUUCAACUUCUAUUAGAAACAUUGAACUCAAAGAAAACCUUACCUGUCGAUAUUUUACCAACUAUUUUACAAAAUAUGGCGUGCUAUUUUAACUGUCUGCCUCUUGAAGUUGCCUUAGGUGCAAGUACUCCCAUGUGGGGUACUGUUUUACAACAAGUAGAAAUUUUGUAUAGGAAACUAAUUUUUUUGUUAAACACUAUGGAAGACGUAACUCCACUUUUGAAAAUAAUGUCAUCUCUUUUUAAAAUACCACUAAUUUCCCAGUUUAAAGGCCUUUUAGAACCAUUUUCGAAAGUCGUUAGCUAUGCAGUACAAACACAAAUUAUUAAAUAUGGUUGCCUUAUGGAAAUUUGUUAUUUAUGUUAUAAAGCUUUUACUAAGGAAAGGGAUAAACUGAUACUCAGUAGAAUGGUUGUAUUUGAACUUGUCCAAGCGCUCAAAUUUAAAACUUCUAUUCCUGAUUCCAAUUUAUUGAUGUUGAUCAACCUGAUUUUACAGGACAUAGGAAGUUCAAUUCCAUCAAAUGUUGUAAUAAAAGACUGUUCUGCGGCAGCAUUAGAAUAUGGUCCGGUAUUCACAACUGGUAUAUCCGAAUGCAUGAAGUUAAAUCUUGGCGACAUCUUGGAAUUUUUAACAGAUUUUCACGCCAUAUCGAAAAUGAAGAGUUACUGUAGAGGAGUCAAUGUUGGUUUAAACGAUGAUACAUUAGGUGGUAUAAUAAAAUGUAGUAUUGCUCAAUAUUUAGCGUUAGAAAUUACGAAGGGUAAUGGUAGAGAUAACAGAGCCGUAACAAGAUAUUUUCCUUGGUUGUGUACCAGUUCAAUGGCACAACAGAGCCCAAGAGAAUUUAUCGAAUGUAUAGGACAUAUAAGACUUUUGUCAUGGCUACUCUUAGGCUCAUUAACACAUACGGCAUUACAAGGUAACAAUAACUGUCAGAUAUCAAGUCAACCAAUUCCACAAGAAGCAUCUUGUCAAAUAGCUGACCAUAUUCAAAUAAUAAUGGCAGGGUUCGCCGAACAACCAAAAGCGUCGAUUUUGCAUAUGUCUUCUUUAUUUCAUACAUUUAUUUUAUGUCAGCUCUGGACUAUCUACUUAGAACAAGGUUUGAGUAAUAACGUACCAAUAACAGAAGCAUACAACGUAACAAUGAAUAUUCUUUUUGAUUUUUGGGGAAAGGUAACGCCAUGUAUAUUACAAUUAAUUCAACAAUCUAAAAUGUUAUGCGAAAUAGUGAGUCUACAUUUUCUGAGCAUGUUAGAAGCACUAUUGGAAUGUCAGUCGACCUUUGUAGGGAAGUUACUACCGCUUUGGACUCCAGUACUCUGCUCAAACCAGUUACAGUUGCCAGGUCAUUUACAAGUAAGACUCCAAAAUUGCCGUAACUUUCCACCGACAGUAAUUCAAGAAGCUAUACCAGAGAAGCUGAAAGUAGUGAAUUUAUACAAUCCAAUGCUACUGAAAUGGCUACAAAGAUUACAAUUCAAAAUGGGACAGAUUGAACUACAAUCAUCGACAGCGACACAGUUCUAUUCAUUAUAAAUAAACAGUUUAUUUGUAAA
Molecule: messenger RNA, 8629 nt
Organism: Diorhabda carinulata
Lineage: Eukaryota; Metazoa; Arthropoda; Insecta; Coleoptera; Chrysomelidae
Gene: unc79
Product: protein unc-79 homolog
Exons: 32
Coding region: 783-8609 (2608 amino acids)
Molecular function (GO): protein binding
Source: RefSeq, a predicted model, not a curated record